AUGUGCCACUUCAGACGGUAUGCCGCUGCUUGGAAGGCCUUUCCUCGUGUUAAUUGUCAUUCUUUCGUCAGAGUAAAGAAUCUUUUUCUGUACUGCGGCCAUUCUCAAGAAUUGCCUGAGCAGCUUGUUCGUAUUUCGUCGACCAGAAUGCCAAGGGCAGCACUGACAGGAAUGCAGAUCGAAUGCGAGAGUACUACCUGCAAGUUCAGCCGGAACCACCCAAAUAACUGUCGCCCACCCACCUGCAAAAACACUUGCUGGCAGUAUCGGCAAUUCCCCGAACAGUAU
Molecule: messenger RNA, 288 nt
Organism: Heterobasidion irregulare TC 32-1
Lineage: Eukaryota; Fungi; Basidiomycota; Agaricomycetes; Russulales; Bondarzewiaceae
Exons: 3
Source: RefSeq, a predicted model, not a curated record